Molecule: messenger RNA, 1035 nt
Organism: Opisthorchis viverrini
Lineage: Eukaryota; Metazoa; Platyhelminthes; Trematoda; Opisthorchiida; Opisthorchiidae
Exons: 5
Coding region: 1-1035 (344 amino acids)
Source: RefSeq, a predicted model, not a curated record
AUGCCAGCAAUCUUUCCACAGCAGCGGAAGCUACGCUGUCCACCUCAGAACAGACCACAGAGUAUCCCGACCCAACACCACGUAGGUAGAAAUUUGGAGGGCGCAGUAAUUUCGUUCUGGAAGCAACAUUAUCAGACACCUCGUGCGCUCUCUACUGUGGAGGACGUGCGCUAUGUCCUGGCUCAUCUGCCGGUGCCCUUCAAUUACAAGCGCAUGUUGCUGUUCGCUCUUCUUCGGCACUAUCCUGAUUUGCCGAAGGACCCGAGAACUCUGCUUUUUACACAAAGAACGACAACUUCUGGAGCCAUUGCCGAAGUUGUGCGUAAAGCCUGUUUGACAGCUGAGAAGCGCAGUAAAUUGAGACAGCUCAGCGUUGUGCUCAACAUCGAUAGCGUCAGUUUACACGGGUGGUCGAGGAAACAUACUUGGCCCAUCCUCACAACUGCGUCGGAAUUAGCGAAAACGAGGCCAUUUGUAGUUAGUAUCUUCUGGGGUGUUCCCAAACCGAUUGACGUCAAAGCCCUUCUGCAAGACACGAUAAGGAAACUGCAGCUGGUUUUGGACAGCGGUUUACUCCUCCAAAUGUAUGUGUGUCUGUUCUCCUGUCACGCGGCGUUUGCGGCAAACCAGCUAGAUCGUUUAUCAAGCAAAUCAGAGAACAUUCUGGUUAUUACGGAUUUGAUAGGCGCCGACUUUCGUUCCAAUUCCAAUGCUAGACAUCAUACCGGUGUCUCCCCAUUUGAGUGGCUACCAAGUGACACGAUCAGUUCAUUCCCGCUUGGUUAUAUGCACAUGGUGUGCCUUGGUUUAGCCAAAAAGUUGCUUAAAUUUCGGGUUAUUGAUCAAGUGCAUUGUUCCUACAGAUUGUUGCAAGCGCUUGGGUCGGAAAUUAACCGCUGCAUUUCUAGUGUACACAGUCAAACCCCAAAUGAAUUCCAACAUCAUUGCUGUCCUCUCGUGGACAGUGGGCUGUGGAAAGUCACGGAGUUUCGGCAGUUUUACUCUACUCAGGGCCCGUUGUACUUGCAUGUUUGA